GGCAGGAACAAAAAGUGAAUGCACGAUGACAAGAUAGUUGUAACUAUAUAUAUUUUAAAAUAGGUUUAUUAUGCACGUUUCAAUAACUACUUCUGACAUAGAUGAUGUUGCUAUUCAGCUGAAGUAACUGUUGCUCGUAUGAUGCACUUACAAUAAAUUGUAGACUACAAAAAGAAAGUAAUAUACCCAACGAUAUAUGUUGGAGUAUGACUCACACUAGUGUGUCAAUUUUUUACACUUCUGUAAACUAUGUUUUUAUAACUAGUUUCCCGUUUGUAUAAAUUAAAAACUUGAUCAAUCAUGAAUGUGCAGAAAUUGCAUCGUGGGAACGAAACAUUAAUUUCUUUACAGUCUCCUUUAUUACAAGCUAUAUUUUUUGGAGAUAUAGACGAAGUUCGAGCUUUAUCAAGAACAGAGGAUGUCAAUUGGAAAGAUAGAAAGCAACGUUCUCUUUUACAUGCAGCUGCAUACAAAGGAGAUGCAUUAAUAGCUGAAACACUUUUAAUAAAUGGAGCUGCAGUCAAUGCUAAAGAUAAAGAAUGGUUGACUCCAUUGCAUAGAGCAUGUUGCUCAGGGAAUCAUAAUGUAGUAGAAGUUUUAUUACGUCAUAAAGCCGAUGUCAAUAUCAAGGAUCGUAGUGGGCAAACCCCUUUACAUGUAGCAGCAGCAAAUAAUGCUGUACAAUGUAUAGAAUUGAUAGCACCCUAUUUAAGAGACAUUAAUGUAGCAGACAGAGGUGGCAGAACAAGUUUGCAUCAUGCGGCUUACAAUGGACACGCAGAAGCAACAGAAUAUCUGAUUCAAAUUGGUAGCGUGGUAAAUGCUUCGGAUAAACAGGACCGUAGACCUUUGCAUUUUGCAGCAUAUAUGGGCCAUGAUGAAAUUUUAAAGACACUCAUAGCAAGAGGAGCAGAUAUAGAUGUUGGAGAUCGAGAUUUAUAUACCCCAUUACAUGCAGCUGCAGCUUUUGGUAACGUAAAAUGUAUGCAUACGUUAAUUGAAUUUGGUGCAGAUAUUGAAGCAAAAAAUGUGUAUGGAAAUACUCCUCUACAUAUUGCGUGUUUAAAUGGUCACGCUGAUGCGGUUGUGGAAUUAAUGAAUAAUGCUGCAAACGUUGAGGCUGUAAACUAUCGGGGGCAGACACCGUUACAUGUUGCCGCUGCCAGUACUCAUGGUGUUCAUUGCUUAGAAAUACUUUUACGUGCAGCUUUAAGAAUAAACGUUCAGUCGGAAGAUGGACGUACGCCUUUACACAUGACAGCAAUCCAUGGUAGAUUUACUCGAUCGAAAAGUUUACUGGAUGCAGGAGCACUGCCAGAUACUAAAGACAAAAAUGGAAACACUGCUUUACAUGUAGCUGCUUGGUUUGGUCAUGAAUGCUUAACUACAACACUGUUAGAGUAUGGUGCAUCUCCAGCAGCACGCAAUUCUGAACAGCGUACGGCGUUGCAUCUUAGCUGUUUGGCAGGACAUAUUGAGGUCUGUAGGAAAUUGUUGCAAGUCGAUAGUCGACGUAUAGAUUCGAGAGAUAUCGGUGGUAGAACACCUUUACAUUUAGCAGCGUUCAAAGGAUCUGUGGAUUGUUUAGAUUUAUUAUUAUCUAGUGGAGCUAAUUUUCGAUUAACUGAUAAUGAUAACAGGUUGGCACUUCAUCAUGCAGCCAGUCAGGGUCAUUAUCUUUGCGUUUUUACUUUGGUCGGAUUUGGAAGUGAUUCUAACGCACAAGAUGUAGAUGGUGCGACUCCUUUGCAUUUAGCUGCAGCAUCAAAUCCAACAGAUUCUGAUGCUCAAUGUGUACAGUAUUUACUGAAACAUAGAGCGGAUCCACGUUUACGCGAUAAACGUGGUUUCACUGCUAUUCAUUACGCAGUAGCAGGAGGAAAUCAGCCAGCUUUAGAAGCUCUGUUAGAAGCUUGCCCACCAGGAAAUUUACCAAUAUCGUCCAGUUCUACAGGGAAACCGGAACCUCCCUUACCGGCACUAACACCUUUACAUCUUGCGGCAUAUCAUGGACAUAGUGAAAUACUGAAUUUAUUGUUACCAUUGUUUUCUAAUACCAAUAUUAAAGAAGAUACGGGUAAAACACCAUUGGAUUUAGCGUCAUACAAAGGCCACGAACAAUGCGUUCAGUUAUUAUUAAAGUAUGGAGCCUGUGUAUUGGUUCAGGAUUCUAUCACAAAACGUACACCAGUUCACUGUGCAGCUGCAGCAGGACAUUUUAACUGCCUAGUACUUCUUUUGGAAAAUGCAGAAGACUCGAGCGUACUUAAUUGUUAUGAUGCUAAACAACGUACCCCUUUAACGCUGGCAGUGGCAAAUAGUAAUCCAGAGUGUGCUACAUUACUUCUGAAAUACAAAGCUGACUGUAAUUUGCCAGAUAUAAAUAAGCAUACGCCAUUAUUUCGAGCAGUCAUUAAAGAACGUGAUCAUCAAUUGGUAGAAUUAUUAUUAUCACAUGGUGCACAAGUGUCGGUGCAAGACACAAACGGCAAAACCCCUUUACAUUUAGCUGCUGCGUGUGGAAGGGUGAAAGCAUUAGCUUCUCUUAUUAAAGCUGAUUCUACAGCUGCUACUUUGAAAGACGAUCAAGGUUGUACUGUUCUUCAUUGGGCUUGUUACAAUGGUAACUCCAACUGUGUGGAAUACUUAUUGGAACAAAAUGUAAUCGAUUCAUUAGAAGGUGAUCCUUUCUCAGCUGUCCAUUGCGCAGUAUAUCAGGGAUCAACGCAUUGUUUGGAAUUGCUAGUAAACAAAUUUGGAGGAAAGACAGUUGCUGCUCCAAGAGAUGUCCCAGGUGGUCGGCUACCUUUACAUGUCGCAGCUAGUUCAGGAUCUGUAGAAUGUGCCAGGCUUAUUUUAAGCUCUGUCGGGCCUGAAUUAGCUGGACUUGAGACCCCAGAUUACGCAGGUCGAACGCCUCUUCUUUGUGCUGCUAUCACGGGUCAAUGUAGCGCUAUUGAAUUAUUGCUUGAGUGGAAAGCAGACGUGCGUGCCGUCGACUGUAAUAAGAAUACAGCGCUUCAUUUAGCUUGCGAAAGACAACACUCCGCCGCUGCUUUGCUGCUACUAAAUUGGCUCGAUUCGCUUAAUUCGAGCGGUGAAAAUACAUCCCUGCUGCAACAACAACAACAACAUAUAGCUGUUAUUAACAUGACCAAUGAACAUCAAAGAACCCCAUUACAUUUAGCAGCAAGAAAUGGACUUGUAGCAGUGACACGACGUUUAUUACAAUUAGGAGCAAGCGUUGUAGCGGUAGAUAAAGAGGGACUUACACCUGCAUUGGCCUGUGCUCCAAAUCCAGCCGUUGCACGAUGUUUAGCUACCAUCCUUGCUGUACACGAUCAAAAUUGGGAAGUUGCACAAAAUUCAUUAUCAAUUCAACAAACAUCAGAGGUGUAUUUAAAUGGUAGAAGUGGCGACUCUCAACACAGUUCAGAUUCAGAGUUUUACUGACACCAGGCAUCUCGUGUAGAUGAUUAAACAUUGCAAACCUAAAUAUUGGCCCGAUACGCAGAAUAAUUGAUGCUAUGAGAUUAGUUUGAACGAAAUAGCGUCGAAAACAAGAUAGACGAGGAACUAUCUUGAGCUUGCAAUGAUGAAAAUUAAGUAUUUUGAAUAUACUAGGAUUAGGAGAGUACGCAGGUAAAAUUAUUGAUUGGAGAUAAACAAAAAGGCAGAAAUUUACGAAAAUAAGAAAUCGAAUGAUAGAGGGGUAUAUAAAUUUAGAUCGUAUCAAUGCAUCCAGUUAGUCAUUCGCCAUAAUAAUGCAGCUGGACCAACAUUAAAAGAACAGUAUCGAAAGAAACAUAAAUCCAGUAAAAAAUAUCAAUGCGUGUCCGGAAUUCAUAUAUAAAUGAGAAGAAGCAGAAAACAACGAACAAAAUGCAUCUUCUUUAUAUUUAAUAAUUUUCGCUACAGAUUCAAUAUAUUUGUAAAAAUUAUAUGUGAAAACUGUUACAAGAAUGUAUUUUUAAGAGGUGACUAAGAAUGCAAUAAGUAUUGCAACAAAUGAAUAACUUGAUAUUUAGUUUUGUCAAUUUGAUAUAAUUGCAAAAGACUUAAUAAAAAUUAGUAUAUUUGUA
Molecule: messenger RNA, 4082 nt
Organism: Megachile rotundata (alfalfa leafcutting bee)
Lineage: Eukaryota; Metazoa; Arthropoda; Insecta; Hymenoptera; Megachilidae
Molecular function (GO): protein binding
Source: RefSeq, a predicted model, not a curated record